AGAGAGUUCCUGCCAUUGGUGUUUUGUUAGAAAAUAUUAAUAUUUUCUCGCUCUCUUAUCUCAGGGGUUUAGUGUUUAAUAAAUACAAUACAUACUAUUUGUAAUGUUUAUUUUGACUAGAAACAUUUUAAUACAUUUGCGUUGUCUUUCCUUGAACAGGGAUAUUCAAACUUUGAGCAUUUUGUGUUAGAUGAUAGUUUUGGGACAAGUUUAGCUGAUUUUUCUUCUUAAAAGAAUAAAAAUAGCCAAAUUUACCUGUAUUGCCUCUCUUUAAGCGGGAGAUGAGGCGGUAGGGAGGACGACAUCAUGUAAAGUCAGCAACUAUAGACGGUGACGAUAGGAACAUAACAUAAGACGUUGGUAUUGAAGAGAUGAGAGGACAGCUGCCUGGCUUUAAGUCUCACUGACAUGGAGAACUAUAGCAAGGGUGACAAUGUGGAGGUGGAGCUGGAGGUAUCUGUCCCGGGCUGUCAUGACAACACUUCCAAGAUGGUGGUCAACCCCAACACCAAGAUGAGGGACAUCCUGACUGUUGCUCUGAACAAAUUCAAAACUGAGGAGCAGCAGUUAUGGAUUGGCUCAGGGCCUGCAGCAGUGAAGGCCGUGUCGUGUGUGGAGGUCAUUAAGCGGCGCAACAGAAACCUCCAGCAGAUAACCCAACUUGCUUAUAAGAGGGUUGAAGAGUACUGGGAGCCCAAGUUAGAAGGUUUGGACCGUCUGAGAGUCACGAGGGAAGUACCAACAGUUGUCAUUCUCCUCUCUAAACAGCCUCUGGAUCCCUCUCUUUCAGGCUAUCAAGCACCUGGCUCUCUGGGAGAUGACUUCUGUAAGCCAGAUGUGCAGCAGCGGCGGCGACGUAAGGAACCGAGAGGCAGGUAUGGAGACAAGAAUGUUCCCAGAGACCACAAGACCCAAAACAUGACUCAAGUAUAUAAAGGAGAAAAUGGUGAGAGAGGAAUGCCAGAGGAGGGAGAGGCGCUGAGAGGGGGACGAGGGACAAGAGGCAGGGGAAAGGGAGGACACAGGAUGGCAACAGAUGCUAGAAAGCGGUCAGAUAGUAGUGGUGGCGGUGGUGGUGGCAGAGGAAAACUUGGAAGAGGAUCAGGAGAAAUUACUGAAAUAAACAGCUAAAAAGAAAGAAAAAACUACUGCAGAAAUUUUUAACAGAAUAGUAAAUGGGAAAGAAGGAUGACAGGGAAGAUUGAUGAAUAGUGGCCAGUCAACCUAUUAUUUGAAACAUUUAGAUAUAAAACAUUAACUAUGCAGUACUGAUACAAAGAGAGAGAGAAAGAGGAAGAUGCAAAAGUUGUAGUAUAUAUGCUGGGAUGAGAAUCUGAACUAGUCAUCAUAAUACCACAGUUAUAACAGGUGGAAAUGAGAAAAGAUAAUAUACAAGUUAAUUCUUACAUGCAAUGGCUCCCUGAUUAUUGUUAUUCAUUGUGAAAAAACUGAGCCAUGGAAGAUUAUCUAAUGAAUGAAAUAUACAUCCUGGAAAUUACACAGGACCAUGAUGCUCAGAGUGAAGACAUUAUACUAGACGUUUAUUUUGAAGAUAUAAAUUAAAUAACAGACCAGGGCCAGUGUAAAAGUCAUCAUAUACAAAGUGAAUAUUCUGAGAUGGUGAAAAAUGAUGUACAGUACAGUGGUGAAAAUAAUAUUGUAAGGCAGUGGACAUUGUAGGACAGUGACAAAUGUUCAAAGUGAUGAAUACUGUACUGUAUUAUGAGGCAGUGGUGAACGUUGUGAGACAGUGAUAAAAUGUUGUAAAGCAUUGAUGAAUAUUUUAAGUUAUGAGUGUUCUAGGGAGGUGUUGAACAUAGGGAGGUAGUAACAGGCUUUUUUUUUAUGACAGAAUUGAACAUUGUAACACAGUGAACAAUAUUGGAGUGUUUGGGAUGAGAGAUGAACCGUGUGACCUAAAGUGUUAUUGGUGCAUUUUAAUAUCCAGUGGUUGUGAGAACAUUUAGUACAGGUAAGUUGCAUCAGGGUAAGAAAACAAAGGUAGAGUUGUUCUGUAUUGCUUGGGACUGAAUUUUUCAGUUUAAAAUAUUUAAGAUGUGAAUGUGACUCAUACUGACUGUCAAUUAUUUAAUGUGAGAAUAAUACAUUGUGAUGAUUUGGGAUGUGACUAGAUGAAGCAAAAGUAAUAAAUGUUGUCUAUUCUUU
This is a messenger RNA of Homarus americanus (American lobster), 2166 nucleotides long. It is a transcript of the gene Rpp25, whose product is annotated as ribonuclease P protein subunit p25-like protein. The transcript has 5 exons. Bases 409 to 1131 code for a protein of 240 amino acids. Gene Ontology annotation, cellular component: ribonuclease MRP complex. NCBI's taxonomy places the organism in Eukaryota, Metazoa, Arthropoda, Malacostraca, Decapoda, Nephropidae. The record is from RefSeq and is a predicted model, not a curated record. Gene Ontology annotation, molecular function: RNA binding. Gene Ontology annotation, biological process: tRNA 5'-leader removal.